AUGACGGAAUUAAUAUCUUCAGAUCAUUAUUUAAGUAAUAUUGAUGAUGAUUUAACAACCAUCACAGAUAUUGAUUUUUUAAAAUUUCAAUUGAUACGUCAACGAAGAAAAUUAUUUUCUAUUAUUGAAUUAUUAAUUAAAACUGAAUUAUCCUAUGAAAAUAAUCUUUUUUUACGUAUUGAUUAUGAUAAAUUAUUAGAUAAUUAUAAUCAAUUAAAUCAAGAAUAUAAUCAAUUGAAAGAUAAAUAUCAACAUUUAGGACAUGCUUGUUUAUAUUUAAUUAAUAAAACUCAGGAUUUAAUUGAUGAACGAAAUAAAUAUUAUAAUGAAUGGAAAAUAAAUAAAUCAUUAUUAACACCAAGACCUGAUUGGGAUAAAGUAUCGAAUGUAAUUGAUGGUGGACAUAAACGAUGGAAAGUUUUAUCAACUGGAAAAUCAAGUGAACAAUUAAUGGAGAUAUUAAUUAGAGAGAUUGUAAAUGAAAAUCAAAUUGAAUCCAUAGAAGAAAAUGAUUAUUUUGAAGCUAAUGGUGAUCUAGAAUCAGUUUUACCAUUUUUACGUACAUCGGAACAUACUCAAAUUGUUAAUAGACGCAUAAGAAGACGUAUGACAGGAUUGCUAAUAAAGGAGAUUUGGACAGACAAAAUAAGAAAGCCAUAUAAUCGUUCUAUUCGAAGUUUAACUCCAACAAAACAAUAUAAUUCUUCUGGAUCAUCAUCUCCUUUGCUUUUACCACUUCCGAACACGUUACAAUCUCCAUUAGAUAGCAAUAUAACAUUAGCUGAUCAUGUAGCUAAUUAUUUUGAAAAAAGAUUCGAUUCAAAAACAGUGGCCAUCGAAAUGGGAUAUAAUCUACGUGAUGCAUGUCAACGUUAUCAUAAUUCUGAAGAAAUUAAUCUCUUUUGGGGUAUUAUAACUGGACAAAUAGAAGAAAUGGUUUAUCAUUAUCGAAUGCAAUCAAUUAGUCAAUUAUUACAACAUCUAAUUAAAAUGAAAACAUUCUUUUCAUUUCAACAUGAUUCAACAUUACCUAGAGCUCGAAAAGCAAUUGUUAGCGAACCAAAUUCACCUGUUUCAAUGAUCGCUAAUCGUCGAUUAUCAUUAUUUUCUAUGAAAGAAUAUCGAGAAUCACCAGUUUUACAUCAGGAUUUAACUAUGACGAAUGAACAAUUUAAUGAAUCCUUAAAAGUUUUUUAUCCUAAUAAAACUGCUUCUCAAAUUGAUGAAUUAUUUCUUUCGGCUAAAUAUGAUCUUCAACAUAUAAAUCAAUCAAUAGAAUUUAGUUUAUUAUUUAUUGAAGAUAAUGAAGGCCGUUUUGGAAAAUUUCUCUCAACAUUAAUUCAACAACUUAUUCAAGAAAAAUUUUCGUAUGUUGAAGAAAUUAAACAAAUUCUUCUCGGUCAUCCAUUAAUAUCUGUUUCACAAUUUUGUCGAGCUGUUCUUAUGAUUGAUCCAAAAAUUAAUCAAAAUGAAUUACAUCGAUAUAUUGAAUGGGUUUUUUCAAUAAAAAAUUUUCAUUCAUCACAACAAAUAAAACCUUUAGAUUUUGAAGAUUUAUUAAGACGUUUAGAAAAUUGUGCUUGCUUUAAACAUUAA
This is a messenger RNA of Adineta steineri, 1596 nucleotides long. NCBI's taxonomy places the organism in Eukaryota, Metazoa, Rotifera, Eurotatoria, Adinetida, Adinetidae. The record is from the annotation of a GenBank genome assembly.